AUGCAUCUAAUUAUCAAAAGAAGGAAAGAAAAUUUAAAAGAGUUAGACAAAGAGAUAAAUAAAUGCCAAGAUAUUUUACUUAACUCCACUAAUGAGGAGCAAUUUGAAAACAUCACCUCCCACAUUGAGAGAAAUUUAGAUAAACUUGAGGUAGAGGUUAUAGGAGUGAAAAAGAAUAAAUAUCUCAGAGAUGUACAGGAUUAUGAAUUAAAACAAGUCAGAUCUUUUUCCAAAUAUGCCCAAAAAUAUCAAGUGCCCCAACAGGCUAGCUCUAUGGGAUUAAGGCAAAAUUAUCCUUUAGAGGAAAACAAUGAAGAACAUAUAAAUAAAACAUAUAAGGAGAAUUAUGAUCAAUUCAAAUACCCUAGGAGAUUUUUUCACAAUGAAACAAGAGAAAAGUGGAGACCAAGAUCAAAUAAUACUAGGGAUAAUUACAAUCAUACUAAUAUAGGGAGGAAUUCAGAAGGAGAAAGAAAUUAUAGGAAUAGGAAAGAUUUUCAGAAUUAUAGAGAACAGAGACCAUAUAGGCAAUACCAGAGUAAUCAAGAAAGAAUCCCCACUCAUAAUAGAUAUGAAACUCUGUCAGACUAUAGAGAAGAAGAGGUUUUUCGACAGUUAAAAACCAAAGACAGACACAAGUUAGACCAAGAGCAAAAUAUUUCAAUCAAUUCCAGAAAAAGAAGAGCCUCAGAUAUAGAGGAACAAGGGGAGGAAAGCGAAUACAGAUCAAAAAGAAGGGAUCUGAAUCUACGGAAUUAA
Messenger RNA from Pelobates cultripes (western spadefoot toad), 759 nucleotides. The record is from the annotation of a GenBank genome assembly. Lineage: Eukaryota; Metazoa; Chordata; Amphibia; Anura; Pelobatidae.